UUCAAAUUUUAAUAUUAUCGGGUAUAUCGGCCUUAUCGGAUGAGGCAGAUUAAGGCUUAUCCGUAGCCGUAGGUUUACAGGUUUAGAUAUAACUUACGAAUCUUUUUGCAAAAACUUUGUAAAAUCAUUUCCAUUAUUUAACUCUAGAAGUCAUUCAUCAGUUACCGUAUCAUAAUUUUUUACAACGAUUUGAGUAUGUGCUUAUAAUAUAAAUUGAGCUGUUAAUAGUUUGACGUUGUACAGUUGAACUAUGUCAGACGAAACUGAAAUUAUUUGUAGGCUAUGUGGACUUUCGUGUAAGCAAUGUUUUAAUAUUUUUGAUAAGCUAACUUGUGUAAAUAAGUUACAAUAUAAAAUUGAACAAUUAUUAGAUAUAGCUGUUGGUGAAAGUGAUAAUUUGCCUCAUUCUGUGUGUGUACCUUGUGUGACUAAACUUGAUAGUAUGUGGUGUUUCAAGAAUAAUUGCCAUCAAGUGCAAAUUAAACUUAGAAGAAUAAGAGGUUUUGAUGAAUCAAAUAAUGCUAAUUGCAAAAGCCUGCAAUCUAAAAUUGAUGGUGAGUUUUUGAAUCCAGACAAUUUGAGAUAUGAAAACAUCUUAUCUACAAGUUUGCCUUUGCAAACUUCUGCUUCCAAUCGGUUAACUUUUUGUGAUUUAUUGAUAAAGUUUGAGAACGUUGAUGAUUACUCAGAUGAUGUGGGUAAGCUAAACCAAAUAUCUACUCAUCCUAGUGCUUUAGUAUCAGUUGAUGUGGAUGAAGAUUGUAAUGAUCAAAAAAGUGUUAAACCUGAGCCACAAAGCUUCUCACAUUUAGACUAUGAUAAUGGGUGGAAUAUGGAAGACAACUCAAUGUCUAUGAUAUAUGAAGAACAUGAAUAUCCUAAUGUGGAAUGCAGCGUCCACAAAGAUGUGAAUAUUGAAAGCAUGUCUUGUGAUGAUUCCUCAUGUAGUGAUACUAACAGUCUGGAUUCAUCUAAAAUUUCUUCCUCGGAGGAUACAGAUAAUGAUCCUACAUAUGACCCUACAUAUGAUGAUGAUAAAAAUGUGCAGCCCUUUAAAACACACAAUUACAGGAUAGAAACGAACGGAAAAUCUGACCUUUUGUGCAAUAGAAUUCCCUAUCUGCUUGUCGAGUCUCACAUUGGUUCCAAAAAUAUGGUAUUCAUUAUUUCCCCUGAUCCAUCAAAAUUCAAUGCUGAGAAUGAUGAUGUAAUUGAUACUGAUAAAUUAUAUCUCACGCCCAAGACAAUUAAUUUAAACGAUUCUAAUUUCAUUCCAACACUGAUUAAAUGGCUGAAUAAUCUUUUGGAAGGCAAAAUAUCAUCAAUGCCCUAUUAUCUUGGCUGGAAAGAUAGCAAAAAUCAGUUUACUAUAGGGUUCAAAUGCAUUUUAUGUAAACAAAUUCUUCCUAGGAAAAAACAGAGUGUGAUGAAUCAUUUAGCAGAUCAUCUUUUGUGGAUUUGUCCAGUUUGUGGCAAAUUUUAUAGAUGUGAGAAUCUCUUUAAAAAUCAUUUAUCUAAACAUUCAUCUCCUUCCUUUGAAUGUGCAACAUGCAGUGAGAGUCUUGGUAGUGAUUUUGAAAAAUACAAACUGCACAAACGUGGUCAUUAUAAGUUCAGUUGUCCAACUUGCAAGUUUCAUUGUUCUAGUGAAAAAAUGUGGUCAAAGCACUUGAUGAAGGAUCGGAAAAAUGUCGAACUAAGCUCUUUGGAUUGCAGUUUGUUUUAUGAGAGCUUUGACGAACUACGCCAUCAUGUUUCGGAGCUUGCAACUCUGGAAGGUUAUGUUUGUGGCGCAUGUGGAAUGGCCUAUCAUUGCGAGGAAUAUCUGAAAACGCAUAUGAAAGUUCAUGGUUUGGAGCAUGGGAAUAAUAAUUCUUGUGACAAAAGUUUUGAAAACAAUGACUCCAAAUUUCUAGUGAAACUUGAUUACCUCAAAAACUCUAGCAAAGAGGAACAUUAUGAUAAAUUGAAAAAAAUACUGGUCAAUGAAACUGAUGUGAAGGAAUUUCAAACCUCUUCUAUGGCACUAGGUGGCAAAGUUUCUACUGCAUUUAUUUGCUUCAAAUGCUAUAGUUGCGUCAAAACUGAAAAGCAAUUUAGACUACAUAUUGAAAGCCAUUUGUUGAUGACUUGUAGUAAGUGCAAGAAGUGUUAUAAUCAGAUAAAGACUUUUACAGGUCAUUUUCGAAAGUGCUCUUUUGAGACAAGAAAGUGUGUGCUCUGCAAAAAUGAUAUAUGGCUCAAUACCCGUGAAAAGUUUAUCGAGCAUCUAUCUCUGCAUAAGAAGAAGAAGAUUUGCAUCUAUUGUCAGGUGAUUGAAGAAAACCCAUAUAAGCUUGAGCGACAUAUCAAAUCUUCACAUCGUGGUCCGAAAUCUUGGUUCUGUGACAUUUGUAAUGAAUCAGUGAUUGCAUCAUGCAAAACUCUACGUUCUUCUAAAUUCAAACAUAUGCAAGUUGAACAUCCUGCCGUUAAGGAAGAUUACACCUGUACUUAUUGCAGUAGGAAAUAUCGCUCCAAAGAGUAUCUUAUUCAUCACAUUCAGAAGCACAUGGCUGAGAAGAGCUUCAAGUGUGAGAUUUGUAAAAAAUCUUUCAUCCAGUUGGGUCUUUUGAAGAAGCACCUGAAAGACAUGCAUCCUGAUUCAAACCGCAAGUGUCAAGUGUGUGGCAAGCAGUUCAAGUAUUUUGCAACAUAUAGCACUCAUAUGAGCAAGGCACACACAACUAACAAAGGUGCUAGCAGGAAGACUGGGAAGAUUGGGAAAACAUCAAAUCGCAAACUUUGAACGUUUGCUGAGAGUCUGUGCCAAUCAUGAAUCCUAAUCAUCCUAUCCCGGAAUAAAUUAUCUUAGCCACAUCUCAAAUCUUUACUGGAGUUUUGCAAAGACCUAAUUUAAAAAUUGAACAAAAAAGAAAAAUUAAAUGAUGUCAAAGAUUUGCUCAAUCUAGUAUGUUUGCACCUAUGUAUUAAUUUGUUACGUAUUCUUCGUAUCCUAAAUUGAUUUUGUUGUAAUCUAAUGAAGUUUUCUAUUUUUCUAUUUCAUCAUAUUUGUGUAAUGAUAGUAUUUUCGCACUUCUGUAUUUGUUGAUUCAUGAAUAAACCGCAUAUACGUCAUAUACUAUAAUGACGUAUAAAGUUUUCUAUUUUUCUAUUUCAUCCUAUUUGUGGAAUGAUACGUUUUGUACUGAUUAAAACUAUUUCUA
Nilaparvata lugens (brown planthopper) is the source of this 3206-nucleotide messenger RNA. Its product is annotated as zinc finger protein 569-like. The transcript has 3 exons. Gene Ontology annotation, molecular function: RNA polymerase II cis-regulatory region sequence-specific DNA binding; DNA-binding transcription factor activity, RNA polymerase II-specific; zinc ion binding. Lineage: Eukaryota; Metazoa; Arthropoda; Insecta; Hemiptera; Delphacidae. The record is from RefSeq and is a predicted model, not a curated record. Gene Ontology annotation, biological process: regulation of DNA-templated transcription. Bases 251 to 2788 code for a protein of 845 amino acids. Gene Ontology annotation, cellular component: nucleus.